GACCGAAACCGUGGCAACAGUGAAGUUCAGACGUUCUAAGCGAGCGCAUCGAGGUGACAGUUAAAAGCGAUAUUCCAAACCGAUUUUAUAAAGUAUAAUCAAUCUUUACGUGCUCAAGACAAGAAGAAAUAAAUCAAGGAGAAAAUGUCUCUGGUACCGUUGCUGUUUUCUGACUGGUGGGAAGACCUGGACAGGCCGCACCGGAUUUUCGAUCAGGACUUCGGCUUAGGUUUACACCCGGAGCAAUUAUUGAACCCGAACAUCCUCGACCAUUACAUCAUGCCUAGCCGGGACAGAAGAAUGAUGAGAAGUCCUCUGUUCUACUGGCGACCUUGGGGAGAACUCCUGCGAAACGCCGAAGGAGGAGGCACGUCCACCGUCAAAGCGGAUAAGGACAAGUUCCAAGUGGUCCUGGACGUGCAACAAUUCAAACCCGACGAGAUCAACGUCAAAGUCGUAGACAAAUGUGUGAUCGUCGAGGGCAAGCACGAAGAGAAGAAGGACGAGCACGGAUGGAUCUCCAGACAGUUUACGAGGAAAUAUUUAAUUCCUGAACAGUGCGACAUCGACCAGGUAACGUCGACGAUAUCGUCCGACGGAGUACUUAGCAUCACCGCACCCAGAAAGGAGCAACCAAAGAGCGAAGGCGAGAGGUCCAUUAAGAUCGAACAGACCGGGAAGCCGGCAUUAAAGGAGGCUGCCGAGGGAAAGAAAAAGGAGGAGGAGGAGAAGAAAGAAGAGAAGAAGUAAAUAAGAGGCUUGAAUUUUUAGUCUUUAAGAUUGUUCAUACAUACGCCAAGUUUUCUGUUCCUACUUCUUAUCGUUUCAUACAUUUCGAAAAUGUCAGUCACUUUCUUCGUGUAACUUGUUUCUUUUGUAACAUAGUUUAAGUAUACAAUUUUUUUUAAAUAAACCUGUUACCUACAAUUUAA
Molecule: messenger RNA, 932 nt
Organism: Ceratina calcarata
Lineage: Eukaryota; Metazoa; Arthropoda; Insecta; Hymenoptera; Apidae
Product: protein lethal(2)essential for life-like
Exons: 1
Coding region: 145-750 (201 amino acids)
Biological process (GO): protein refolding; response to heat
Cellular component (GO): cytoplasm; nucleus
Source: RefSeq, a predicted model, not a curated record